Molecule: messenger RNA, 884 nt
Organism: Hibiscus syriacus
Lineage: Eukaryota; Viridiplantae; Streptophyta; Magnoliopsida; Malvales; Malvaceae
Product: serine/threonine-protein kinase SAPK1-like
Exons: 9
Biological process (GO): protein phosphorylation; intracellular signal transduction
Molecular function (GO): ATP binding; protein serine/threonine kinase activity
Source: RefSeq, a predicted model, not a curated record
AAGACUAAUACAGCUGCUGUCAGCUCUGGGAAAUGGAGCGUUAUGAGAUACUGAAAGAUAUUGGAUCAGGCAACUUCGGUGUUGCUAAGCUGGUUAGGGAUAAACAAAGUGGUGAGCUUUUUGCUGUCAAGUAUAUUGAAAGAGGCCCCAAGAUUGAUGAGCAUGUGGAAAGGGAGAUUAUGAACCAUAGGUCUUUGAAGCAUCCCAAUAUAAUAAGAUUCAAAGAGGUUCUGUUGACACCAACACAUCUUGCCAUAGUCAUGGAAUAUGCAGCUGGAGGAGAACUUUUUGAAAGAAUAUGCAAUGCUGGUAGAUUCAGUGAGGACGAGGCAAGUUUUUUCUUUCAACAACUGAUAUCAGGAGUGAGUUAUUGCCAUGCAAUGCAAAUUUGUCAUAGAGAUCUGAAGCUGGAAAACACUCUAUUAGAUGGGAACGCUACACCACGACUCAAAAUAUGUGACUUCGGCUACUCUAAGUCAAGUGUGUUGCCCAAAUCAACUGUAGGAACCCCAGCUUAUAUUGCCCCAGAGGUCCUGUCUAAAAAAGAAUAUGAUGGCAAGAUUGCAGAUGUUUGGUCUUGUGGGGUUACUUUGUAUGUCAUGCUGGUUGGAGCUUAUCCUUUUGAAGACCCUGAAGAUCCAAGAAACUUCAGAAAAACAAUUCAGCGGAUUCUAAGUGUCCAUUAUUCUAUACCUGAUUAUGUUCGACUUUCCAAGGACUGCAAGCAUCUACUAUCCAGGAUUUUUGUAGCAGACCCCGAAAAGAGGAUAAGCAUACCAGAAAUCAACCAGCAUCCCUGGUUUUUAAAGAACCUGGCAACGGAAGGAGAGGAUGGAAAACAGGAAAUUGAACAAGGAAAUUAUGGGUGUGAGGGUGUUGAAGAA